UCGCUCAUUUGUCAAAGGUAAAUGAGUAGGCUGGGCAUGCAAAUUCAGCUUAGGGUUUCCGUGGGGUGUGGAAGGAGGAAAUAUGAUCUCGUGUUUAUUUAAGAAAAAAAAAAAAGCCUUACAACCCAGCCGAAAGAGAACAGAUUCCGGAAGAAAGUUUUCCGACUCCCCAGUUUUCCCUCUCUGGAUCCCUGAUCAGGGAAGAGAAUGGACUGGUGAUGGAAAUCAGCCUUCAGCCCUGUAAAUGAAUUCGGGAGCAGGAGCUGGAGGGAAGUGGAAGAGAAUCUGACACGAUCCAGAACUUCAAGGCACUUUCCAUCUUCAGGGAGAGAUAAAGCAGAUACGAAGAUACAGCUGCAACUAGAUAUUAAAUGCAUAAACCAAAGGAGUACGAAAAAUAGAUUUGUACACACCAGAUUUUCAGAGAUCUACAAAUCCUGGAACAUCUGAAGCAGACCUCACCAAGUGAUCCGCCAGCACUCAAGAUGGGACAGCGUCUUACCUCUCUGGGCUCCAUCUCGUGGCUCUGUUUCCUCUUGUGGGCAGGACAUCCCUCGAGGGCUACGGACCUUGAAGUGAGCGUCCAGUGCUUUAGUGACUACGAGACAAAGCUGACCUGUGAGUGGAAAGUGAACAGACCGGCAAACUGCAGUACCGAACUCCAGCUCCACUACGAAAGGAACGUACGUCCUGAAAGAAAUAGCCUGUGUGUUCCUGAGAACAAGAAAAGCAGUGGCGGUGUCUCUCCCGUUGAGUGCGUGUGCACAGUUGAAGUGCAGAAGAUUUAUUCUUCGGAUAUAUUUGAACUUAAGAUCCAAGCCGGGGACAACGUACUGUGGAAUCUCACCUUCAGUCCUUUCGAAAAUGUUAAGCCAAAAGUACCAGGAAACCUUACAAUCCAAAAGACUAAAAAUGGCUACUUCCUCCUAAGCUGGGACAACACUUACACCAUGGACAAUUAUAUUUACAAUAAAUUAUCGUAUGAAGUCGAGCUUUGGGAUAAAGAGGAUCCAAGUGAGAAAACUAAACAGAUCGUAGAGUAUGUGAAUACCUACUUGGAAAUUACUGCCAACGAAUUUAAGAACUGGCAUUCUUAUCGAGCCAGAGUACGGUCAAAACUUAAAGCAGAUUUUGAAGGGCAAGACAGCGACUGGAGCCAAGAAAUUGAGUGGCUCAAUCAAUAUGAAGUCAAGUUGGAAGAUCGUUUGCAGCUGGGAGUUCUCAUUUUCAGCGUCUUAAUCCUGCCAGUUAUUUUGAUGUGUUAUUUCAGCGUUAUCAAGGUGAAGAAGGAAUGGUGGGAUCAGAUUCCCAACCCCGCCCACAGCCACUUGACAGCCAUCGUUGUUCGAAACAAGCAGCUUUCGGCCUGGGGAAAACCGUCUCACUUGAAAGACGUGAACAUCUCCUACCGGGACAGGAAACAAAGUCAUGUGGAAAAACAAGCUCGCCCCCAAAGCAGAAGUUGGAAGACCCGCUUAGCAAAAAUAUUUCCCUGUUUGCUCAGGCUCGACUCAAAGGUGAAUGAAAACACCGUCGGCGUCGAGAAGAAUCGCUACUGUCCGGGCCCGAACAAAUCAGAGGACUGGUUGCCGGAAAGCUACCGGACCAUUUUGACGCCCGAAUCUAUCAGUGUGGUCCAAUCCGUCGAAAUGUGUGAAGCUGAAGUUGAGAGCGAGAAAGAGGAUGCGGAUGAUAUUUCCUCCUGUCUGCCCUCGGAGAGCAGCACGAGCAGUUUCGUGCAGAACAAAGAAGCCAUUACCGCUAUGCUCGUUCAAAGUCUGUUCCUUGAUCUCAUAGGAAGUGAAACCGAUAUGUCUUGUGGGCUGGCCUCUGACAGCCUGACGAAUAAAUACAAGAACCUGCCCGACGCAUCACAGUCUGCUUUCCCGGGCGCCUCCCAGAGUGAUUCGACCUUUAAAGUAGCUCGGAAGAAGUCCUUGCAGUCCGAAGAGUCCUUUGAAUCUGGCUAUCACAGUUCCAAUUUGGACAACGCUUCCCCCGGUAUCAAGAAUUCUCCGGCUCAGAGCGGUGGGCUGGAUUCCAGUGCAGGUUCCCAAGAUUUAGACAUCCUAGAGGUAAACAAAAUCAUCAUGGAUAAUCCUGCCUAUCGAAGCUUCAGCGCCCUCCUGGCCCAGUCUAAGGCUUCCUCUCCGGAAGAGGCCGGCUUUCCCACGCUCCCAGAAGGCCGCUCCGGGGAGCCGACGUUUCCCUCUUGGGAAGAUUCCGAUAUGAACCCCGAGGCGGACUGCGCCGGACCUGCCUUCCCACGCUCCCGCUCGGAGGGCUCUGUCACCUGCCCCUCCGACGACGACGACGAGGCUUCGUCGUCCCAGGCCGAGGACGAAUCCUGGGAACAAAUCCUAAGGCAGAGCGUCCUCCGACGAGAGGCGGCCCCGGCCGGCCCCGCCGUCUCCACGUCGUCUGGUUAUCGGUGUUUCGAAAAUGCCGUAAGGCAAGGCGGUGCGCCCGGUGAUAACCUGCUCGGCCUCGGCGUCCCUGAGGAUUCAGAAUAUAAGUCCUUCACGGCCCUUUUAAAUAGGAACGUCCAGGAAGCAGCCGGCAUCUCCGCAGGGGAAUCUGGGAGGGGGGGAGAUGGAUCUGUCCCUUCGCGGCGACUCGCUUCCAGCGGCCCGGAAGCCCGGGGCUCGACUGCUCCUCCCCCGUUCACCUUCGGGCUUGAUUUCGACCAGGGUGGCUCCUGCGGCCACCCGCCUGCCAGCUUCCUCUCACUGUACGGCUCUGACAGGACGGUGGAAGAAGAGAACCUGAAGAAUUCCCUGAACCCCACUUGGACUAGCCCGGCGUUCCUACGGGACACCCCGGAGGGGACGGCGGCCUGGACGAGGGAAGACUCCAGUAAUGGCAUCGUAUAUUCUGCUCUGACCUGCCACUUGUGUGGCCAUCUGAAGAAAUUCCAGAGCGAAGACAGAAGUCACAAACCAGGAGACGGCGGUCAGAGUGUGAAAUGCGGCUGUACCGUCUCCCUGCCGGACACACCGACUUACUCUCCUGCUAGAGCCGCGGACCCCUCUCCCUCAGAAAUAGCGAUGAGUCCGGAGAGCCUGGAUCUCGGGGACUCGUUGGCAUUUCCCGGAAAAGAGCCUUUCAAAGAAGGCAGCUCCCUGAGGACCCCCUCCUCUCUUCCUUCCAAAUGUCCGGCACUUAAAAACUCUCGAAACGUCUCCGGCUCCAUCCCGGAGAUGAAGUGGGAAGGAUCGCUCGUCUUCCCGUGAGACUCAAGAGACGCCCCAAGAAAGACCCCCCCCCCCGCGGCCCAUUUCCAAAACGGAGGCCCUCAGUGAAGCCCAGGACCACGAGGGCAACACCUACACGCAAGUUAUCUAGAUGACCUGGGGGCACCGUCCCGAGGAGCGGGAGGAAUCCACGGUUUUGCAAACCUGGACUGCCAGGGGAUGGACAGGUGACCCGGGUUUCUAAAGCGCCUCCAAUAGCUGAACGGUGACCUGGGCAGAGAAGCGUGAGCCUCGUUCCUAUCGCCGAAGCAAGCUACCAGGUUUUUCCCGGGAAACGGCUGCCGACGUAUCUACAGGUCACGCGAACCGCGCCACUCUGAGCGGGUUGAAGAAUCCCAGCAGCCAAGUGAGACAGGAGGAAACCCCGGGGAUCAUCAUCAUCAACAGUGGUAUUUCUCGAGCGCUUACCGUGUGCAGAGCACUGUACUAAGUGCUCGGGAGCAGAAUUUGUAUUAAUGCAGGGCGCGUUUCCUGGAUCAGCCUCCCAGGAUUUUCCUUCUUUUUUCACUUGACCGCUGCCCGUACAAAAAGCCACCACUCAUGCCACCUGGAAAGGACCGGGAACCCAAGCUCUGACCGGGCCCCAGAAACCCUCAGGUCUCUGGCCUCAGCAUCCUCGCACUCAGUGCCCUUCCUUGCCUCUCAGCGGCUGCGGACCGGCGCCUCUUCUCCUCCUUCGGGAAGAGUGCCGUAGUCACGGGGCGACUCGCUCUAAGGAACCUCACUCGGCGGGCAGGCCUCUUUUUCUCGGUCACGAAGGGCCACGGAACCAACGAUUCCGAAGGCCGGGACCGACUGCGAGAUCGGAAGGGGGGAUUCCUUAAUAACGCGGCUCCUCGUUCAAGAUACCUCUGCUUUCAACAGCCGUUCGGUGGUGGCCAAAAGAACCCGGAGCGGCUCGGUUUUGACGGCUUCUCUCCCGCCGCGACCAGAUACUGACCCAGUGCCUUACUGGGUCUCUUUCCACCUCCGUCUGCCAAGAGGUGUGGGGACUUCUUCGAACUGCCUUCUUCCAGAAAAUGAAUGUAUACUUGAUUAUUCUUCACAAUUCGUACUGUAAACCUUGACCUUAUCGCGCAGCCACUCGACGCACUUCAUUUUCCAUCUCGCUUUUCUUCACAGCGGGCCGGGUGGGACGGUUUAAAGCGUCGGAGAAAAGGUGGCGACGCCCACGGGCUGUCCAGGUGUGCCGGGGAAAUGUAACUACCUAUGUUCGGGAGACGGCCCACACCUCGCAAUCCCAUCGUAUUGCGAGAUGGGGCCCUCGCGGGACUGGGGGAGGCAGGGUCCGACGGGCGAACGGACGGCGCCCGCCGGGAUCGGCUCCUCCGAAAGCGUCAUUUGGAUCGGACCGUCUUUGUUGGGAUCGGAGCCGCUCGUUUUACACCCGUUUUUGAGAAUUCCGAGCCUCUUACUUUCGUCCGUGAACUUCCGAACUGUUUCAUUUUCAAAGCCUGUGGUUUGGUCACCUGACGAUGUGAAUAAAUGCAAUUUUGUGCCAUGGAAAACCCGACGACCGGCUCUGAAGA
Molecule: messenger RNA, 4783 nt
Organism: Ornithorhynchus anatinus (platypus)
Lineage: Eukaryota; Metazoa; Chordata; Mammalia; Monotremata; Ornithorhynchidae
Gene: IL4R
Product: interleukin 4 receptor
Exons: 11
Coding region: 486-3233 (915 amino acids)
Biological process (GO): cytokine-mediated signaling pathway; production of molecular mediator involved in inflammatory response
Cellular component (GO): membrane; external side of plasma membrane
Molecular function (GO): cytokine receptor activity; protein binding
Source: RefSeq, a predicted model, not a curated record